GGUUCUUUUCAGUUUGGUUUUCACUCACACACAACUGCUUUGUUUUCGCGCUUUCUUGUUUUCACAUGUUGACUGUGUUUAGAAAGUUUAGUUUAUCACAAUCGCAACAACUAUAAACCGGUACUUUAAAUAUAAUUCUAUUCAAUUCUAAGGCAAAUCCUUUUAAACAAUAUUUUUAGGAGAUGUUUAAAAAUCGAAAAUCGUCUUUACUGGCAAAGAAAUCUUCUGAUUUAACGACAAUCCGUGAGAACAUCAUUGAUACCACAGUCCGCUCCACUUCGCCAUGGCAAAAGGUACGACGAUUGGAAAGUGCGCCUGCACAGGCUGCUGAAGCGGAUGAGCCCUUCGGGAGCAGUCAAUUUUCCGUACCGGCGAGCCAGAUAAACAGCCAGCGAAGGUAUCUUUCACAACGAAGUAAUCUGCAAAAGUCACAAAGCGCUCGGACUUCGCGCCGAAUGCCUACCAACUAUUUUGAAAGUGUCCUACUCAAGUGCCAGCUAGAGUUGGACGAUCCGUCGUCUAUCGUGCUCCGCUGCGAACCGAUUGGCUUUGUGCGAACGCUGAGGACCCUGCUUAGAGGAAGUGGGGACUAUCCGAAGAAUCUGAAGGAUUUCGUGGCUGGGGUUGAGCAGGUGAGUAGGAACAGGGAUGCUUUUCGGAAGCUGCUGGAAUGCUGCCAGUUGCAAAGUCAAACCACCGGGGAAGUGAAAGCGAUUCAGGAGAGUGUGAUGAAGAUGUUGCUGUGCGUGGAGUUUAUGCAGGAGGAUUUGAUCCGGCUGCUGUUCGAUUAUGUAGAGCGCGCGACAGAUGAGGAGAUCGGAAUGAACAUGAUUGGCUUGGUGCUGUCCCAGAUCAAAUUUAUUGACCAUAGUGUACAUGGGACGCUCGUAUUUAACAAGUAUUUUGAGGUGCUUGGUCGCAAGAAGAGUGCGCAACUUUUAAAGGAAGCGAUUGGGGCACUGGAGGAUGUCAUCGAUGUGUCUAAGCAGAACAUGGCCUUUCGGAAAAUUUUAGAAUUGUUUUCGGUUUUGGGUGAUCUUUUCACAAUAGCGAACGUGACUGUAUUUUGUGAGAUGAGUCUAAGCGGGACAACACUUAAGUUGGCCAGGCAGAAGAUGGUAGAAUUUGUGGAGAGCGGAUGUGGAGCGGAAAUCUAUCCGCUAUUGGUACGGUUUAUGCUGAAAUUCAAUGGCAAUGAAACUGAUAGUCUUCACGAGAACAUCCGAGAAAUCCGUUUGGUCAUAGACAGUCUAGUUCGAAUGGGUAACGAUUCAACUGUAAAGAAGAGUCUGCGAGAAAUUUUCCAAAUCAUCUACCAAACGUUGACUGUAUCAGCAGUACUGUACGAGGCGUGGGUGAAAUUUUGUCGACUUUUAACCGACGAGGAAUCUCACAUGGCUUUGGAUCUUCUAGUCCUACUUAUGAUGCUUACCGUUAAUGAGAUCAAGAGUAGUGGUAUACAAAAAAUGCUGAUCAACAAAAUCAAGAAGGGUCAUUUGAAGAUUGCGCAAAUGCAGUCAUUGACAGAGGAUUUCGAGUCUGUGUUGAACGCCCAUAUGGAUUGCGUCUUGGACUUCGUAGAAUCAUGUCUUAAGGAGAAGCAAGCAGAAGUUUGCGAAUUCGGCGUAUUGUCUAUGAGAUAUUUGUUCUCGGGGAACAACCUGAACAAUCGGUUGGUUCUGAACAAGCUGGUUGGCUUCAUGUGCGAGAUGGCGUUGAUAAACGAAGGCCAACGUAACGAUUAUCUGAUUGCUACAUGCAUGGAUGCCCUGUCCAGCAUAUACGAAAGCUUUCCAAGCGACAUUCAGAACAAUGCUCAUAUUUUACUGAAAAUAAUGGAUAUUUCAAUGGACCUAAAUCUGCAGCAGUAUCGAACUGCGGUCAGUCUGAUUUGCGAAGCGAUUCAUGUUCCGAACAGACCUCUAUCCGACAACGAAACAUGGGAUAGUCUCAAUAUCGUGAUCAAGAAACAACUACUGAGUAACAAUAAGGUCGUCAAGAAGAAAGGAGUGAUCGGAGUGGUUCGAUUGAUUAGACAUCUAUUGAAAACAUCAACUGAAAAUGAAGAACUUACGAGCAGCUUCGAUUCUGAUCGGACGAUUGAUACGGUUAGCAAUAUUCCAACAGCAGCUGGACGAGAGAUCGGUAAUAUGAUCAACUUGUUGUUCACUUCGUCCAACGAAUCUUCUGAUAUUUUAGCACUCUGCUACGAUGAAUUGGCAGAAAUGCUACAAGAUUUUGAAAGUAAUGUUGGCAAACCUGAAAGAGCCUUCUCUGUAUGGCUCUGCGAUGUUCUAACAAAUGAUUUCCAGAUUUUCAUCAUUGAGGAAAUCCCAUCCGGUGAAAUCGUCCAAUAUUCCAAAAAACUAUGCAUCAACGACGCAACCGAGCUGGAGAACACUAAUGCAGAGGCAUACGCAAUAGCGGUCAACAUUACGGAGAACAUGUUGGCCUAUAACAGUCGUUACUCCACAAUGUGCUUCUUUCUGUCCAUGUUCAAAUUGAUGAAGGUGCUGCAACUGAUCCGCUACAAUGGAAAUCUGGAAUCAAUCAAUGCUCUGUUGGGAUGCGCCAUUGUUGUGCACUUUUACGCCGAGCCCGAUGAGAAGCAUCUCGUUGAAACAUACGAAGAAGACAUCUGCCGACAACUUCUGGAUGCGUAUUUUUAUAUCGCCAAUUGGUUCCGUGAACUGAUUAAUGCCUUCCUUCUACAAUCGGACAAAUUAAUACAUCGGAAAGUGAUCGAACGGCUAACUGCUCUGGUUCAACUCGAACGUCGUCUAGCGGCGCUACUCCGAAAUGUGGACUUUGAUUAUCAACCCCCGAUUUGUGACUUUUCCGCCGAUACCAAUAAGAAGGCCUUGCGAUCAGCUAAACAGUCAACAUCCAAAUCAAAUCUUACACUAAAUGCUACAAGGAAAUCGCAAUUUGAUGCCACGACCAAACCUCGCUCAUCAGAGUCUUCCGAGUUCGACACCGAGACGCUUUUCGUUCGCUAUCGGCGUGGAUUUAGAGCCAUGGACAGCCAGGUAAUAAAGCUUUUACGUGAACCGGUUUUACUGUGCCACACAUUGCCGAUUGACAAGGUCGGGGAAAGCCUAGGCCUAAUCGAGUAUCGUUUGCUGGAAACAUUUGUCACUGACAUUGAAUCGAAAACAGGAACUCGCCUCAAACUCGAUGAUCUGCUAGAAAUUGUGCCUUAUGCCGAAAAUUAUGUCAAAAUUAACACCAAACGACAGGACCUUCAUACUUCUACAGAACCAGAACUUCAAACUGAUUAUAAAGUCCUCACUUGUUGUUCAAAUCUGUCCCUGCGAAUGUUUACGGGUGUUCUUCUACUACUCAGCAAAGCAAAGCAUGAAGUACGCCACAAAGCCUUGAAGGUCUUUGAUAAACUCGCAACUUCCCCAGACCAAAGCCGGCAAUCCGAAGCAGAUAAUGUCGAGGUGAUCCUGACGACCGAGCUAACACACAAAAAUGCUUUCAAAAAUCUACACAACGCUCAUUGUCUCUACAAGUUUGGCUGCGCUCUGCACCUCGUCUCUCCAAACUCAGCCAACACUUCCAUAAUCGCCUCAUUCUGUCAAAAGUUCAUCUGUUCUCAUUUUACCGCUAAAACCGGAAAUGCCGUUGAGUUAUCCCAACUGCUUCAAGGAAUUUUCAUUGUGGUCGACUUCCCGAAAAUUAAAAGACUGACAAAAGCGCUUGCUGAUGACCUGACGUCCUCCAAGUCCGAUGCAAAACUCUACUCCGGCCUUCAACGAUGCCAUUACGCUUUAUUGUUCAAAGAACUCAGCAAGGCCUUUAUCAAAUGCAUUCAAUCGGAACUCCGCUUCCGGAGCACUACCGCAAAGUUCGUGCUUUGGGAGCAGUCCUCCGAAAUCCUCAAGCAGUUUUCCGAAGUAGCGAAGCACGCUGACAACUCCAAAAUCUACUCGUGCUAUAUGCGAUAUUCCCACACCUACCUGAAGCUCUUCCAGCAAAGCGGUCUGAAAACAAUGGAGGAUAUCCUCAAGGUCACGGCCGAUCGGGUUAGCCACCUGCUAAGCACUCUGCAGCACAACACACGUUACCUGCACAACAUCUGCUGCCACUCGAAAAACACUAAGGACAACAGUCUGGUGGCGCAGAUUCCCUUCAUUCGCGAAACGGUGGAAACUCUAAUCUAUAGUGUGAAGGCCGUCCUGGCCGCGAACAACUGCUCCUCGGUGUUCUGGAUGGGGAACCUCAAGAACAAGGACCUCAAGGGGGAUCUGAUCGUUACGCAGCUGGACGAACUCGAGCAGGAAAGUGAACCGGAGUCCGACAUAGCCGAUUUUCUUAGCGAUGACGACGAGACUGAGGGUCGACCGGUUCCUGCGGCAAGGUUGGGAAAGGUUUCCGAAGCCAAGACAUCGCAAAGCAAGUGCUUCUAAUGGGAUGACAUGCCAUUAUAUUUUUAAACAUAGGGGAAUUGUUCCUUGAAUUCAUACCAUGUACCCAAAUCAAUACCACUCGAAAACAAAGAAUUGGUGAGCUAGUUGUUAUAUUUCUCAUUUUUGUGAAUUUUUUCAGCAGUGAGCACGCCGGAAAACAACAAAACACGACACAAAUUAAGCCUGAAUUGCCUGUUCUGCGAAUGUUAUUGAUAUAGGAGCAUGUUAUUAAUAAUGGAACAGAUACCCUAUUUCUUGUUAUGUACAUAUCUAAUUCAUGACUGAAGAAAGUUACAAUAUUAUUCUUUUCUAAAGUAAGGAGAAUUUGGAUACUGAAACGUGAAAUAAACUGAUAGCGCAAUGGAAGCUGGACUGGAAGAUAAGUACAAAUA
Molecule: messenger RNA, 4807 nt
Organism: Armigeres subalbatus
Lineage: Eukaryota; Metazoa; Arthropoda; Insecta; Diptera; Culicidae
Product: Fanconi anemia group D2 protein homolog
Biological process (GO): interstrand cross-link repair; mitotic intra-S DNA damage checkpoint signaling; double-strand break repair involved in meiotic recombination
Cellular component (GO): nucleus; condensed chromosome
Molecular function (GO): DNA polymerase binding
Source: RefSeq, a predicted model, not a curated record